CCGCGAGCGACCUUUCCGGGGGUGGGGCGCCGCUUGCAUUUUGGCGCGAGCCCGAAUGUUCGUAAGUCGGCGGCGCUGAGUGAAAAUUAACACAAACAAUAUUUUUAAAACAGAUGUAUUAACGCGUAUUGCAAUUAUAUAUUGAUAGCUAUGAGGGCAAAGCAAACCAAGCAUCCUUAAGGUCUGUGUAGUUAUCUGGAAGAUAAAUGGUUGGAGCUAUUCGGUACACUUCAGCUGGUAGAUACGGUUCCCUUGCAAUGGAUAUAGACUCACUUCGGUCCAGGAGCCCUUGGAUGGAACCAGCCAGUGACUAGCGCGACCAGCCAGGAUUUACUAGGAUACAGAUGUUACAGACACUGUUGUCGAUAUUUUCCAAUGGAGACUUUGGUUCGUACUUGAAGAGAAGACUUUAUUACCACUCAGAUUCACAAGCUUUUCUCCUGUCUGCUGAGUUUCACUGGAGCAAAGAGGAGGCUGCUUUUGCCUCAUCCUUUAUGUAAUCAUGAGCCCUCAGCCAGUUUGACGCUCUCUGCUGCUAUUCCCCGCCUGUCUUUGGUCCACCCCUUUAUUACUGUUUCUUUGUUCUUAGACUCAACUGCUUUUUUUGUUGUGUGUUAUUAUUUUAUUUGACCCACUGUGGCAUUAAUCAGCACUUGGCCUUACGUCUUUCUGCCGACUGCUCAGUGCUGCUUCUUCAGGCCAUGUCAGACCCCGAACUCACCACCACUCCUCUCCCCCUCCCAGAACAUUUUUCCCAGGCCCAGCAAUCCUUCUCUCUUAAAAAAAGAAAGCUUCCAUUCUCUUCAUCCUCCCCUUCCUCCUUGUCCCUUACUCCUCCUCCUUCGCUCUCACAUUCGCUGCCCCCUCGCCCCCCCCCAAAAUGGGUCCCAUCUGUCAGUCGGGUUUUUCCCCAGCGACCCCCAUCUCCCUGGACACCACUAUCCCAUUCCCUCUCCCAGAGCCCCCCUUCUCCAUUACUGUAUGACCCAAACCGACCCCAAUCCUACUUCAACCAGUGCUUCACCAACCUGGGCUUGCUGGGCAGGGGCUCCUUUGGGGAGGUGUACAAGGUGUUUAGUCUGCAGGAUGGACGGCUAUAUGCUGUGAAGCGCACUGUCCAGCGCUUUAGAGGUAGUGAGGACAGGCAGAGAAGUCUGCGUGAGGCCAGGAACCAUGAGAUCCUGGGCUCCCACCCUUACAUCCUCGGCUUUCAGGCUGCCUGGGAGGAGAAUGGCCGUCUUUAUAUCCAGACUGAGCUCUGUUGUGCCAACCUGCUAAUGCAUGCGGAGGCCACCAGCCUAGGCGAGGCUGAGGCGUGGGGGUAUCUUUGCGAUCUGCUGUCAGCUCUGCAGCACCUCCACUCACAGGGCUUUGCCCAUCUGGACCUCAAGCCCGCCAACAUCUUUCUGACCCGCUCGGGUCGGCUCAAACUGGGCGACUUUGGGCUCAUGCUGAGACUCAGCUGUGGAGAUUCAGGGAGGGACAAGAUCGAGUUGGAAGAAGGGCAGGAAGGGGACCCAAGGUACAUGGCCCCAGAGCUGCUGAGGGGGCAGUACAGUCUGGCUGCUGACGUCUUCAGUCUAGGUGUGUCCAUCUUGGAGUUGGCCUGUAAUAUCGAGGUGCCUAAAGGAGGAGAUGACUGGCAGGAGCUCAGACAGGGAAACCUGCCUACUGAGUUUACAAAUGUCCUAUCCAGUGAGCUGCAGUCAGUUCUGAAGAUGAUGAUGGCCCCAGAGCCCUCGGCGAGGGCCACAGUCCUGCAGCUCCUAACCCUCCCAGUAGUGAGAAGACAGAGGCUGAAACGGCAAGUUUCGCUUUUCCUGCUGGAAUCUCUGCUUUUCUUCUUCUCCUUCUGUCAGUCGGUGGUGUCAUUUGGAUGGAGGCUCCUGUCCUCUCUCCGUUUCCAGUUCCUCCAUGUACCCACUCCUUCAGUGCCAUGCACACCUCCUCGAGAUAGCUGGGAACGAGAUAGAGACUAUAGCACGCAAGCGCUGAGCUUCUCGCACACAGACAUGUGCAGCCUGGAGGAAGAGCUUGUUUCUGUGCCUGAUGCAGUAAAGCUUAGUGACUCUCCCAGCUUCUCUCAAAGAGUUCAGUCACGGCUGUCGCUGGGAAGCACCUCCACUCCACUCCCAAAAGUUUCUUUGGACUCUUACCAUGGGGCUACACGGACUCUCACAGAAAGCCCUGUCCGCAGCUGGAACAUCAACACCACACCCAACAGCUCAAACUCUUUAAAUAUGACGAGGACAUUCAUGCAGAGCACGAGACCGUCUGAUGGGUUCAGUCCUAACGGCACGCAUGACGAUCCUCCCUUAGUCAAUCACAGCCCCAUCCCCAGACGGAUCAGACUGGAUUCCUGCCCGAGGAUGGCCUUCGAGCCCAAGAACCUGCUCAGUAUGUUUGAGGAAACAUCACUGGAGGGGCAAACCUGAAGCCAAGAUGCCAGCUCACUGCUGCACAUCUGCCCUCAUUAAAAGAAACAAUGGAAAGUGAACUACUGGACUUUACAAAUGUAUGAAACCCUUAUUUGAUCAUUUUUUCCCAUUAAUUGUUUUAACAAGUUCAUUAUUAUUUUUUAAACCUCUUCAGAUGAGUGUUUUGAUCUUGAUGUAAAAUAAGGUCUACAAAGUAAAGAUGGGAAGAUAUUAAGCCUGGGCAUAAGGGGGCAAUACUUAAUUGUCAUUUUUUUUUUCCCAGUUUAACAACAUUAUGGUUAGCUACGUUUUGUAAAAAUGCUUGAACUGCUACAGAGAAAUGCAGAAAGGGAAAAUUAAUUAGCUGUAAAGUUCUUUUGUGUCCGUGCAGUGUAUGUCAUUACAGAGAAGUAAAUCAAUUUAUUUAAGAAUUGGGGAAGUUUACACACAUUUUAUUUACACACAAGAUGGGUUUUUUGGAUACUUUUCAUGAAGUCUGGAAAGUUGACCCCUGCUAAUGGAAAGUAUGCAAACCAAGUAAAUUUUCCUUUUGAAAUGGUAAGUCCUGAAAAAGUUCUACAUUCACCUAAAAGUUCUCUAUGGGUGAAGCUGCAUUUUCUCUCUCACAAUAAUUGGUACUGAUUCGUAACUCUGCAUCUGCGCAAGAGGACUUAGUGGCGUAAGCCAAAUUACCUUAUUUUGUUUAAAUUGUUUUCCUGGAUGGCAGGAAAUGAGACUGGAAAAAACUGGGAAAGAAUUUGGCACGCUUGUCACUGUUUGCCCUCCAGGGCGGUAGAUGGCACUACAGCGCUGGACUGCGUAUCAUAGGUGUAAAACUACUCCGCGAUAAAGUAAAGCUUAGGCGUUUUACAGCAGGUCGUUGUGCAUGAUAGUCUUCGGUAAUUCUUUCCGUGGUUUUUGUGUUUCUCUUAACAUAAUAAAAUAUAUAACGACGAAUACUAGCUUAUGCACAUUGAUUUACCAGUCUAAAUGUAAUUAAUUUCUGUUUACAAUACUGCUUCCAGGAUUCCCCAGCGUUUAUUUUCUUUCGCCUCCUAUUUAUCCAGAUUUUCUAGUUAAAUAUCACUUCCACCCGAAGACGGCGAGUUGGAAGGAAACUGUAGGAAAAGGAGUUGGAGUUUUGCAGGAUGUCAAAAAUUGAUCGCCUGAACGCCCGUGUGGCGAAGCUCCUGACGGUGGCUUUACAUGAGGUGCUGGAGGUGGUGAAAGAGACCGUGUCGGAGUACCAGGAGAAGACCGCUCGGACGCAGAGGGAAAACGAGAGCCUCAAGCGGAGGCUGCAGGAGCUCCAGGAUAAGCUCAAGAGAGUCAGUGUGGAACCUGAACAAGUGACUAUGUUACCUGUGUCUGGUGGAGGGACUCUUGGUGGGCUGGAGUCAAACUACACUCUGAAGCAGGAUGUGGACCUCCUGCAGCGGGAUAAGCGAGAGCUCGCUGACCAUCACCCCAGGAGCCUGAUCAAUGGGAAAAUCAGUGGACCGGAACUGAACCAUUCUAAAGAACCAGAACACGAGAGUGCUGAUUCAGUAACAGAAUCUGUCAAAGUUCCCCAAAUCGUUGAAGAUGCUCUGUUAGCAAGUGAUCUUCAGUAUGUGAAAAGCGAUGAUGAUCAUGAUGACACUGAGCCCUGUGACACUGAGCAUGUGUCAUUUGUGACUCCUCCAGAAACUUCAACCAUACAACAAACCUUUGUUUCCUAUACAGCUAAAUCAGAGCCGGCAGAUUGUGCUACAGUUCUUCAAACAGUCAUCCAGCCAACAAACUCAUUUUAUGAUGCUACAGACUCAGAAAGCAUCGUAGCGCAAGAGGAAGACCCUCAGCAAGUUAGUUUGAGUUCUUAUGGACUAGUGUGUAUUCGCACAAAUCUUGGUACUUUAAACGAAAGCAGUUUUGGUAUAGAUAUUGAAAAGCACAGACCGUAUUACAAGCAUGAGGAAAAGUAUCAUUGCAUUUUGUGUGGGAAGGCCUUCAGUAAAGUGGGAAGUCUUAGAAUACAUCAGCGAUGUCACACAGGGGAGAAACCUUACUGCUGCAUACAGUGUGGAAGGCGUUUCAGUCAUGCAGGCGACUUUAAGAAGCACAAGCGAGUGCAUACUGGAGAGAAACCGUACUGUUGUGCUGUGUGUGGGAAGGGCUUCAGUCAGUCAGGGUACCUAAAAAUACAUCAGAGGUACCACACAGGGGAGAGACCAUACUGCUGCAGUCAGUGCGGGAAAAGCUUCAGCCAGUCAAGUCAUCUUAAAAAACAUCAAAAAAUUCACUUUAGUCAGUUAUCUUAGGGUUUGGUUUAGUUGUAGAAGAAACCAUACUGUGAUUAGGGAUGGGCCGAUCCACAUUUUUUCAGUUCUGAUCCAAUUCCGAUGCACAACUGCUUCUGAUGCAAUAGCUUAUUUUACAUUUAUAUUUUGUGUGUGUGUGUGUGUGUGUGUGUUUAUGUAUGUAUGUGUGUAUAUAUAUAUAUAUAUAUAUAUAUAUAUACACACAGUUGUGCUCAAAAGUUUACAUACCCUGGCAGAAUUUGUGAUGUUUUGGCCAUUUUUCAGAGAAUAUGAAUGAUAACACAAUAACCUCUCUGUCACUCGUGGUUAGUCGUUGGGUGAAGCCAUUUAUUAUCAAACAAUUGUGUUUGCCUUUUUUACAUCAUAAUGACAACAGAAAAUAUCCAAAUGACCCUGAUCAAAAGUUUACAUACCCUAGUUCUUAAUACCUUGUAUUGCCUCCUUUAGCAUCAAUGACAGCUUGAAGUCUUUUGUGAUAGUUGUGGAUGAGACACUUUAUCUUCUCAGAUGGUAAAGCUGCCCAUUCUUCUUGGCAAAAUGUCUCCAGUUCCUGUACAUUCUUGGGCUGUCUUGCAUGAACUGCACGUUUGAGAUCUCCCCAAAGUGGCUCAAUGAUAUUGAGGUCAGGAGACUGAGAUGGCCAUUCCAGAACCUUCACUUUUUUCUGCUGUAGCCAUUGACAAGUUGACUUGGCCUUGUGCUUUGGAUCGUUGUCAUGUUGGAAUGUCCAAGAGCGUCCCAUGCGCAGCUUCCGAGCUGAUGAGUGCAAAUGUUCCUCCAGUAUUUUCUGAUAAUGUGCUGCAUUCAUCUUGCCAUCAAUUCUGGCCAAGUUCCCUGUGCCUGUGUAGCUCACACACCCCCAAAACAUCAGCGAUCCACCUCCGUGUUUCACAGUAGGGAUGGUGUACUUUUCAUCAUGGGCAUUGUUGAGUCCUCUCCAAAUGUAACGUUUAAUUUUAGUCUCAUCACUCCAAAUAACUUUUUUCCAGAAGUUUUGAGGCUUGUCUCGGUGCUGUUUGGCAUAUUGUAAGCGAGCUAUUUUGUGGCAUUUGCGCAGUAAUGGCUUUCUUCUGGCCACUCGACCAUGCAGCCCAUUUUUCUUCAAGUGCCUCCUUAUUCUGCAUCUUCAUACAUCCACACCACUUUUUUUCAGAGACUCCUGUAUGUCAGCUGAAGUUAUUUGUGGGUUUUUCUUUGCAUCCCGAACAAUUUUCCUGGCAGUUGUGGCUGUAAGUUUUGUUAGUCUACCUGAUCGUGGUUUGGUUUCAACAGAAUCCCUCAUUUUCCACUUCUUAAUUAGGGUCUGAACACUGCUGACUGGCAUUCUUAAUUGCUUGGAAAUCUUUUUAUAUCUUUUUCCUGUUUUAUGAAGUUCAACAACCUUCUCCCGCAGAUCCUUUGAUAAUUCUUUUGCUUUCCCCAUGGCUCGGAAUCCAACAAAAAUCAGUGCAACACUGAUUGACUCAUGUCAGGAGCCUAGAAACUCAUUGACUUUUUAUACACACCCACUAAUUACAAGCAAACAGAUCACAGGUGAGGAUGGUAAUCUUUAGUAGUCAUUUAUACCUGUGUGUGUCAACCUGUGUCUAUGUUAUCAUGCCAGAAUUUCCAGGGUAUGUAAACUUUUGAUCGGGGUCAUUUGGAUAUUUUCUGUUGUCAUUAUGAUGUAAAAAAGGCAAACACAAUUGUUUGAUAAUAAAUGGCUUCACCCAACCACUAACCACGAGUGACAGAGAGGUUAUUGUGUUAUCAUUCAUAUUCUCUGAAAAAUGGCCAAAACAUCACAAAUUCUGCCAGGGUAUGUAAACUUUUGAGCACAACUGUAUAUAUAUAUAUAAACGAAAAAAAUGUAUGCCAGAAUAUCUUUUAUUAGGCUAAUAGAGAUAUACAUUAAUGUACUGUUCCACCUCGUUUGUGCAUCUUGCUUUAAGCGUUUUUGAGGCAUUUGCAGUUCAGUUUGAAUACCUUCCAAGAGAGUAUACACAAGUGGCGAAUGCUUAAAAUGCCCUGCAUGUGUAAAACAGUCUAAGCUAGCAACUCCCAAGUCAUCCAUUGCUUUUUUCAUAUUACUUGCAUUGUCUCGUAUGAUUGCGUGCGCCUUGUUUAGUGGGAUUUUCCACUAAACACUACUUUCACCUCUCAAACCUUUGCUUUUACAAAGAUUGCAAAUCACUGUGCUACUAGUUGUUAAAAGCAAAAAAAUACUUCCUGAUCAUCACCUUCUGAUCUGAUGUUCUUAUGCUUCUCGUACUGCUAAGGGUAUACGCGUGAUGCCAUAGCAGGCGGAAGUCACUAUGCUAACACCCACUGAGUACACAGUUGCCAGGUCCGUUGUUUUACCACCCAAUUAAGCUAUUUUGAAAAUACAGUUGUGGGUAAAUAUUUUGUGGGUUUUGGGUCUGUUUUCAUAAUGUUCCACAGCAGCAGAUUGUAAGGGGAUAAAGAAGUUAAUUAUGAAUACAAAUCCAGAGUAAUACUGAAUCGCUGGACACCGAAAGUCAGAGCCACGCACACGGAAGCAGGGUUGCUAACUCUGACGCAUAUGGCAUGACACCUAGGCUUUCGGACUCACAAAAAACACAUCUAAAAUGAAAAGGGGCUGUCGAGCCACUUAUUGUACAAAUCUAUUUAACAAGAAAUAGGGGCUAUCUUUCUACAGACUGCAGAAAACUAAAUAAGUAAGUACCAGAUGUGGAUUGGUCACAUAUGGCUGAUACUUGAUCUGUCUAAUAGGUCCGGAUCGGUGCUGAUACUGAUCUGAAUAUCGGAUUGGUGCAUCUCUAAUUGUAAUGGUGAGGCUGAACAAAAAAAGACAAGGGUGAUUGAAAACUGGAGGAACAUCACUUAAACACCUUUUUUGUCUAUAGAUUUAAGGUGUUUUCACAUGUAGUCCUUUUCAAAUGAGCCAAACUCAGCCCUCUUAAAGUGGACCAACAGAAUAUAAAGUUCACAUUGUGACUUUAUUUUUAAGAGGACUCAGUUAUUCGGAUUAUAGAUAGCAUCUCCGUGCAAUAGCGUGUGAACUGCCAAUGGCAAGCCUAGAAGGCUAAAAUACAAUAGGCAAAGCAAGUCAGGAGCACUUUGUGUUUGUGAUGCACAAGUUAAGCUAACAGUUUGAUUCAUUUUAAAUGGGUGUAAGUUCAUUUGGAGUGUUCACAAAAAUGCUGACUAAUUGUUCUGAGUUUGUUUUUUGGGCUAAAAAGGGACCAAGUGUGAAAGCACUCAAAGAACUAUAUAUAAUUUUAUUGAAAAGUGUCAUGUGGGUUUCAGUGUGUUUCACUGCCUGUUAAGUUUAAAUGCUUCUUUUCCCAGUUUACUCUAAAAUGUUUGCCGAGUGAAUCUUUUUGGACAAUCAGCAUUGUCAGAAGAAUAAACUUUGCCUACAAGAUGAAA
Messenger RNA from Brienomyrus brachyistius, 8110 nucleotides. It is a transcript of the gene pkmyt1, whose product is annotated as protein kinase, membrane associated tyrosine/threonine 1. The transcript is spliced from 11 exons. NCBI's taxonomy places the organism in Eukaryota, Metazoa, Chordata, Actinopteri, Osteoglossiformes, Mormyridae. Gene Ontology annotation, biological process: protein phosphorylation. The coding region runs from base 702 to 2435 and encodes 577 amino acids. The record is from RefSeq and is a predicted model, not a curated record. Gene Ontology annotation, molecular function: ATP binding; protein kinase activity.